Rhopalosiphum maidis (corn leaf aphid) is the source of this 755-nucleotide messenger RNA. RefSeq lists its product as uncharacterized. The coding region runs from base 95 to 415 and encodes 106 amino acids. NCBI's taxonomy places the organism in Eukaryota, Metazoa, Arthropoda, Insecta, Hemiptera, Aphididae. The record is from RefSeq and is a predicted model, not a curated record. The transcript is spliced from 2 exons.
UCUACGAUCAGUAUAAUAGGUCGAACGCAAGUGAUUCGAUAAACGUCUAUUCAGUACGAGUUUACCGAGACACACCGGAACGACCAGAACCAUCAUGAGAUUUUCGUUUGCAGUUAUUUCGGCGUUCGCAUUUUUAGUCGUCAUAAAUGUCUCGUACGUGAACGCAAAACACGUCGCGACUUCUACCGAUGGUAAAAUCCGUUCGACAACUACGUUAGAACAUGCUGAUCAAACGAAAGCCGAACACACAACGUUAAAGAAAGAUCACGACAAUAAAUCCAGUAGCACUCUCAUACCACAAAUAUUCACUCCCUUUUCCUUUAUAAGGACUACACCGUCACUAGAAGAAGACCGCGAUUGCCCAAAUGGAUAUUAUUAUCAUGAACUAUAUGGAUGCGUGAAAAUAUAUGUUUAAAUUUUAGUAAAGAUACUAAUUUAAUAAUUUAUUUAAAAUAUAUUAUAUUAUCAUUUAUCUACGUUAAUAUAAAAUAAUAUGUACGAAUACCUAUAUAAAUAUUUUAAUAUGUAUUUAUUGUUACUAUCUUACUUUUAUGUUAUUACUAACGUUAAGAUAUCGUGUGUUUGUCGUAUUUUGGAUCCAAAAAGCAAAACGAAUGAUAACUGAUAAAGUUAAGUAUUUUGAAAUAUUUCAAUUUAAAAUUCGGAAUCAGAAACCUAGUUAGAAAUACUUAUUAUAAAUUCCAAAUCGUGUAUUUUAAAUAUAGUUUAUAUUUAUGAUAUCAUAUUUUAUAAGA